AGCGAGAUUCAAACCGGCUAAGCAUAUACAUAAUUUUCGUAUCGGACAUUCACUAUUUAAAAUAUUAAAAAAUUAUCUUGAAGACAAACUGUUUUAUACAUCGCGCCACGAGCAGAGUAAUCUGGCGCUCUACAGGAACCUACCUACGCCUCUUAAAAUCUCUCACAUGCAACAUCGAUAUAUCGAAUUCGUGCGCCAUAUUAGUUUGCCGCCAAUGUAAUGCGUCGCAAUGAAUUUGUUGCGCGUCUUAACCGUCGAAGCAGUUGAACUUUUUUGAAACGUGUAGUUCUUGGAUACAGUUUAUAGUACAUUUUCUGGGUACAUCUGCAUUUGUUCAGUAAUUUUUGUUAUCAAUAUGCCAAGACAGUGUUGUUUUCUUUGUGCUACCGAUGAAGGAGUUUUUUUAGAUAUAACAACGGAAAACAAACAACUGUAUCGAAAACAAUUCGAAACUUGUUCACUUGUUAAGGUACCAACAUCAGAUCAACUUCCGACCAAACUUUGUCACAAAUGUGUGUAUGAACUAAAUCAAUGCAGUAAUUUUAUAGAAAGAGUUAAACGUACCACAAGAGCUAAGUCAAGAAAUCAGAAACCAUGCUGCACUUUAUGCCACUACUCUUCAAGAAGCGAAUUAAUUUUUGAUUUUAAUAAAGACCACAGUUUACAUAAUAAUUCAUUUGACAGAGUCCAAACAAUUUUUAAUUAUGAUCUUAAAAGUUUCAAAGCAGCCUACAAAUAUAUAUGUUUGUCUUGCCGAUAUACAUUAGAUGUAUUGCUCGAUUUAAAGAAUGUAUCUAAAGAAAUUUCUACCAAGAUAAAUGAUAUAAUCAAUGAAAAGAUUGAUUAUGUAAAUAUGCCCAAGAUAAAAACCAAUGUAGUAAGUCGUAAAACUACAACUACUGAAUCUGCUAGAACAAACUUGUCCGCAGAAAAACCUGCCUUAGAAAAAUCUGAUAAUGAAUCUACCAAAGUAAUGCGUACACGGGCACGAAAUAAUAAAUUAAAUAAUAAUCAAUCAAACGAAAAAUUACAAUCGCGAGUUUGCGAUGAAUGCCAUAGUUCUGUUAAAGCUGGGGAUAAUCUGUACAAAGUUCAUAAAACGAGGAACAAUAUUUGCAAGAAGUGUUGGGUGAGAAGGGGUCUCGAUAAAGAUGAAACCGAAAAUCAAAUACAGCAAAAUGGUACAGAAACUAAGGUUUGUAAAGUAUUUUUGAAAGAUGUAUUGAAAGAGACAGAACUAAAAGAACAAAAGCGGAAAACUGUUAACAAGAGACACGUAACGGUGAAGAGCAUAGAAAAUGAAAGUAAGUCUAGCAAGGUAGUUGACACCAGAGGCAGUGAAAGUAAGCAAGGUCAAAAGCGUUCUAUUUCGACCGUGGAAGAUGAAGAGAAAUCGGCGAAAGACGAAGUUCCACAGACUAAAAAAUCUAGGGCUAACGUACAAUUGGAUCACGAUGAUUCCAAGAAAUCCGAGGAGUCAAUACAAAAAGAGCCAGAAACAAAAAGAGUCAGAUCUAGCACUCGCAUCGUUCGUCAAAAUUCUGAGUCAGAUUCCUCUCUGGUGAAGAGAAGAAGCGAAAGAAGUUUAACCAAACAAAAGCAAGCAGCAGGCGCAUCGUUAUCUGACGCGGACGUUGACACUAAACGUAAUCGCAAAAAGUUGAGAAGUAUUUUAGAAGGUAACGCUGUGAUAAAGAAUCUAGAUUUAACCGAUGAAUCUUCUUCGAACGAGGACUCCGCAAAGAGGAAACGAAGGCACACAAGCACCUCUCCUGACCCGCCCAGCAAGAGAAGUAAAACAGUUUCUAUUAGAGAAUCAAAAUCUCCUGUUACUAAAUCAAAAACAUCGCAAGAAUCGCAGUCUUCUGAAUCCGACACCAACGAUGUACUGUUCCACACUAGAACAUAUGUUUGCGACGAAUGCGGAGCUAGUUAUGAAAAUAAACUACUAGGUUUGACGCACAAAUUGACACAUUACAGUCGUCCGAAAUUGAAAUUAGAAAAGAUGAAGGAAGAUGCUAUAAAGAAAGACACAAGUACAAAAACGGAUGAGCCACCUAAAGAUCAGUCUGAGAUAGCAAUAAGUGUAGAUGACGACGAGGAAGAAUCAGCGAACGAUGCAGAUAACGCGGUUGAAAGCACGGAAGAUAAAGCACAAGAUUCUAAAAAGGAUGCGGUGGAAGAUGCCAUUGAUAUGGAACUAGUUAUGAAAGAAUCUGAUGAUGACGUCACCGAAAAGAAAGCAGAGGAAUCGCAGAGAGAAGAAGAAGAAGUAGACACAGCAGUGCCAGACUCGCCAAAAGAGAAGGAAACUGAAACUAAGAAACAAAAAAGAAGUAGUUACGAUAACAACAAUAAGAGUAACAACAACGACGAAUCGGAGGAGAAAGAAAGCCCAGAUUCAAAAGGGAAGAAGAAGACCUCUCUCAGUAGUGUUGAAGAAACAAAAGAAAAAGAAGAUAAACAAAAUGCCUUACUUAGUGAUAAUGAAGAUGUAGCAGAAGAAAAAGAAAAUGUGGAAGAAGAGCAAAAGCCAGAGGAAAGUAACGUAGUCAACAAUAAAGACGACGAAAAAGAAGAUGAAGAUGCGGGCGAUAAAACUACAAGAACGGAAAGGAAAGACAGUAGCGAAGAAGAACCAAUAUCUUUAGGAAUAUGGGAACCAGAGGCCGAAGUCACUGAAAGUAUAAAUGAAUCAGAAUCACCGAAGAGUUCUAAAAAUGAGGUUACAAAGGACAAACUAGAGUCUUCUAAAACUGAGAAAGCAGAAUCUUCUAAAGAUGAUAAAGAGGAAGAAGAGAAAGAAGCCGAAGAGACUGUCAUAGACGUGGAGAGCAGCGGACAAGAAUCCUCUGAAUGUGUGGAGAUAAAAGAGUCCGGUGACGACGAUAUAGAACAAAUAGGGAAAUUAAAAAAGACUAUAACUAAAUCUAUUAUUUCAGAAGAAAUAAUAGUAACAAAAGAAAGUAUCACGAUCGAGGAAGACGACAUCGAAAUCGAGAGCGAAAGCAUCUCAAACACAACAGUCACAAAAGCAGAAGAAUCGACCGAUUGCGCUGACGCCGCAGCAGAGGUUCUACGCGAGGUCAUCGACUUAGCGAGCGCCGAAGUUCAGAAACGACAAGAGGUUACCGAGUUAGACAGCGAAGAGGAUUCUAACGAGGUAGAAACAUUAGAAAACAUAUCGCGUGAAAUACAGAACAGUGUCGAAGUACCGCCUCUCGAUUAAAAUUGAAGUGGAAGCAGUAUAUACGUUUGAAAGAAUAUUCGUCAACACAUCUAUCACCAUUUUUCUAUAAAAAUUGUGUACAAGUUAUGUAGAUGUACAAUUACAGAUGCGAAAGAUAAGGGUAUAAAUGUUUCAAGUAUUCAGCGAGGUGUAGCGAAAUCUCGCUAUAUGGCCCUGGGAAAAACAGUGAAAGCGAUGAGAUGGUAUAGGGAUACUAUCGCAAUUGAUAAUUUGCAAAUUUACUUUUAAUUUUUCAAAUUCGAAAAUUUGGAAAUUUAUGUGGAAGGAAACUUUCAGCGGGCAAUAUACAAGGAUGCCAUAGAGCGAAAUCACGUUAUGUGAGAAUAGAAUUUUAUGAAUCUAUCCGUUUAAUUAGACAAACAUUUAGUUUGUUUUCAAAAUUGCAAAUCGUAAUUAUAAUCGUGUUCGUAUCUGUUUUCUUGUAAACUUCUGAUUCUAGAUGAAUCUUGAAUUCGCUCGUCGUAGUGAUGGCUUCUGACGCGCUGUUUAUGUUCCAACAUUAUGUUCGUUUCAACUCUGACCUCUAAACGGGUAGAUUCGUAUCACGUUUCCUACAGUAGCUGUAUUUUAUUUUACUAAAAAAAUAGGGGAGAUAUAGGAAAAAUUCAUCAUACAGUAUUCUUGAUUGUACGGCAAAACAUCACACGAAUUACUCAAAUUUUUACUUUGAUUAAUUUUCAAUAAUUAGAUCUUUGAUGAAUUUUCUACCGUUCACGACAUUGUUCAUAGCAUUGCACAUAGUUCACAGAAAAGUGACAGAAUAAAUAAAUCUCAGCAGUAAUGAAUUUGCUUUGCUUUCUUAAAUUAACUGUAAUUAGCCCUAACUUUUAAAUAUGAAAAUUUCUAAAAUUUUGUAUUUAUUCACUGCAAAAUAUGUACAAAUUAUUUUCCAGUGCAAUUUCUCAGAGGAUAUUAGUGCUGAGACUAGAGGAACUAGGAACAGCUGUUUAGUUUUAUACAAAUGCUUUUAAGCAGAAUAGUUGCCAUUGCUGUACUUUGUUACAUAUUUCAAAUUACGUUUGUUAAUCAUAAUUACUUUCACGUAUCAUAGCGAUUUUAUUAGUACAAUUAACUUUUAGUACACCACAUUUUUGUUACCUAUUCCCUUCAAGUUAUUCUAUUUUCUUUUUAAUUUAGUUCUCAUACUGAUAUUAUAUUUUAUAGAUUUUGCUUGGUUUUAGCUUGAUUUUAAGGAAGAGAUUUACCUAUGUAUUAUACAAAACAGUAUCACCGUGUUGAUAUAUGAAAGUCGACGGGAUGUGAUGGGCAAAUUUUUAGAAGUUCAUGGGCAUAGUUUCUCAAUUUAAAGUUUGAAAGUUUCCAUCCAUCACCAUUCAAAAUGGCGGAGUGUUCAAGAUGUGAGUUCUAUUAUCAAAAAUAUAAUUAAGUAUUCAUUUUUAUUCCACCGUCCAUAAGGACACACAUGAUUUGCUCAUCACGAUGUAGUGUCGUUAACAGCUGUUUCUUAUAUUUAUACUUUUUCUUUUAACCACAUAACACUUUAGAGGCCGUCACAUCUUAAUCUACAUUUAUUUUUAAUUCACAAAUUCUUCAAAUAUAAUUUUAUCGUUAGACAUAAAGUUGAAUUUGCAAGAGUGAAGAAAUGUGGCCCUCAAAGUGUUAUUAAAGUUGAUUUGUGUUCAAGUCGUACGUUCGAAGAAAGUGUGGUGUUGCGAAGAUGAGAAACGUUUCUGUGUACAGCUGUCGAGUUGCAGAAAUGAAAUUAUUGUAGAAAAUUGUACGAAACGCAGUUAUUUGCGAGUUAAGGCCAUGACAUUUCUCGACCAGCGUCGUUUCUUGAUAAUAUGGAUGAAAUGGUAUCCAGCGAAUGUUCGUGCGAGAUAUCCAAUUCUGAUUUAUCGUCUGAAAUAUAAAAUGGUGGGUGUAAGUAUAGAAUAUUUUUUGAGGUUUAAGGGAAUCAGUAUACUAUGGAACCAAGGAAAUGUUUGGUUCACAAAUUGAAAGAACAAAAAAAAAAAUUUAUAAAAAUAUAAAUAAGAUUUAGUAAUACGUUAAUAGUUAAGCAUUAGUAUUUUAUUGUUUAUUAAAAGACAUUAUUGAUUUGACAAGAUUUUAACGUUUUAAAAAAGAUAUACAUUUAGCACAAGAAACAGUGGCCAUAUUAAUGUAAUGGUCGAUAUAUUAAGGAUCGAGGUUAAGGAAUAACUUGUGUAAAAUAAUUAUAUAUAUAUACAUACAUAUACAUACGUAUAUAUAUAAAUUUAAAAAUAAACUUUGUAUAUAUAAUUGUACCGACGAUUAAGAAACAGAUUGAGAUUUAUUGUUACCUUGUAUUUUCUCGGUCCAAAAGUUUUCCCUGCAACUUUUCCAUCGACAGAUUUUCAAGGUCGCCUCUUCAUCGUACUCACCGCAUUGUAAUAACAAAUUGUAAUAUUUCUUGAUUCUCUCUUGCCCUGUCGACAGAUCUUAUUCUUACAUUUUUAUUCUAAUGUAUCGGCUCAUGGAAGAACUAAAGUAUGUAAUUUCUACGUCUACGCGUAUUUUUAAUGUUUGUUUUCACGUCUUGCAGUCACGCCUGUUGCACAUUGUUAGAUUGUAAAAUGGAACAUAGUAAUAAACUAGUAAUUGUGUAUUUCUAAAGGUGCAUUUUAUUUGAUCUGCAGAAAAUUGUCCUUUCAAAUGUUUCUAAUGUUUCAAACUUUAAUAUUUGAACAUUUCAAGUUUAUAACUUGAAGUCUCUUUGAAGUUGCUAACUAAGAAAUUGUAUCUAAUUGUGUAUAUCUAAAGGUGCAUUUUAUUUGAUCUGCAGAAAAUUGUCCUUUCAAAUAUUUCAAAUUUUUCAAACUUCAAUAUUUGAACAUUUCAAGUUUGUAAGUUGAAAUCUCUUUGAAGUUGCUAACUGAGAAAUUGUAUCUAAUUGUGUAUUUCUAAAUAUGCAUUUUAUUUGAUCUGCAGAAAAUUGUCCUUUCAAAUGCUUUAAAUGUUUCUAACUUUAAUAUUUGAACAUUUCAAGUUUGUAAGUUGAAAUCUCUUUGAAGUGGCAAACUGAGAAAUUGUAACCAGAUAGUGUUAAGUGAAGACGUUAAGUCCAUUGUUACAAUUCAAGACAAG
Messenger RNA from Megachile rotundata (alfalfa leafcutting bee), 6322 nucleotides. RefSeq lists its product as uncharacterized. Lineage: Eukaryota; Metazoa; Arthropoda; Insecta; Hymenoptera; Megachilidae. Gene Ontology annotation, cellular component: nucleus. Gene Ontology annotation, molecular function: zinc ion binding. The record is from RefSeq and is a predicted model, not a curated record.